Molecule: messenger RNA, 1269 nt
Organism: Yamadazyma jaroonii
Lineage: Eukaryota; Fungi; Ascomycota; Pichiomycetes; Serinales; Debaryomycetaceae
Source: the annotation of a GenBank genome assembly
AUGGCCCCAGUAUUGGAAGAAUUGAUUGAAAACAGAGAAUUUGAAGAUUUUAACCAUGAGAUUUCAAAAUUUAAUGAUGGAACCUCCAAACAUCUCGAAUUUACCUCCCAAAACUCCGUUUUGAAGAAAAUUAUUGAAACUGUCAAUGUCAUUGAUCAUGACAGUUGCUUACCAGGUGAAGAAGACUCAUUUUUCAUUGUAAAUUUGAAAGAAGUUGAAAAAUCUUUACAUUUAUGGCAUGAAAAGUUACCUCGAAUUCAACCUUUCUAUGCUGUUAAAUGUAAUCAUAACAUUGAAGUUGUGAAAUAUUUGAGUGGUAGAGGUGUUAACUUUGAUUGUGCUUCGAAGAAUGAAAUUGAGUUCAUUUUGAAUUUAGGCGUAGACCCUUCUAGAAUCGUUUAUGCUAACCCUUGUAAGACUAGUUCUUAUAUUAGAUAUGCCCAUGAUAAUGGUGUUAAUUUGACCACCGUUGAUAAUUGUCAUGAGUUGUAUAAGAUCAAGAAAUAUCAUCCCAAUACUGAUAUUUUGAUCAGAAUCAUCACCGAUGAUGAAUCAGCUCAAUGUCAAUUGUCAACUAAAUUUGGUUGUGACAUGGAAACCGCUUUAGAGAUCUUGGACGUAGCCAAGGAAUUGGAACUUAAUAUUAAAGGUGUAGCUUUCCAUAUUGGUUCAGGUGCUACCGAUAAUCAAGCUAUUUUCAAAGCUAUUAAAGAUUGUAGGGAGAUUUUCGAUAAUGCCGACAAUUUAGGCUUUAAGUUGGAUACCGUUGAUAUUGGUGGAGGAUUCCAAAGAGAAAGUUUCGAUACUUUCUCUUCAAUGAUCAAUUAUUCCAUCGAUAAGUUCUUUCCUUCGACUUACUGUGAAUCUAGAGACCUUAGAUUCAUUGCUGAACCAGGAAGAUUCAUGGUAUCUGAUGCAUUUACCUUGGUUACUCAUGUCAUUGCUAAGAGGUUUGAUUCUAUGAUUUAUGUAAAUGAUGGAGUUUAUGGGAACUUAAACUGUAUUUUGUUUGAUCAUCAGAAUCCAAUACCUCAGUUGGUACCUUUGGACACUAAAUCUUUGGAUACCAAAGAACCUUCAACCACUUCAUUGAUCUCCUACUCCAUUUAUGGUCCAACAUGUGAUGGUUUAGAUAAAAUUGGUGAUUUCAAAUUACCCCCAGUAAAUGUGGGAGAUUGGUUGUAUUUUGAAAAUGUCGGAGCCUACACUUCUGUAGCUUCCACAUCUUUCAACGGAUUUGUUUCUGAUAAGUUUAUAUAUGUGGAAUAA